AUGGCGAUUGUUGUGCACCUGCUUCUCUUCUGGAUCCUCAGUGCUGUCACAAGCUACAGCGAUGAAGAUUCUUGUCCAAAAAGGUCCAAAAUUGACCAAGACGGUUUACACUGCUACUGGAUCUCAGCAUCUGCAUCAACCUGGCUGGAGGCAAGAGAUCUUUGUCAGAGAUGGAAAGGAGGAGACAUUGCUGUGGUGGAUAAGCCAAGCGUUCAGGAUUUCAUAGACAAGUCAUUUCAGUUAGAAGCACCUGCUGUGGUUUGGCUGAGAAAUGAAAUUAGAACUGGUCAGCACCAUGGAUUUGGACCCCCUAUCUCCCAGCAUGAAGACAGAGAGAAAGGAACUUGUUCUCAGAUGGUGUUGGGUUUGAAACAAUGGACAAACAGCCCAUGCAACAAAGAACAUCACUUUAUCUGUGGAAAAGAGAUAUCAGUGUCUUUGCCAUCGAUGGACAGCUAUGUGAUAGGAGUGCCACUAAUGUCAGGCACAUACACACAGUCCCAGUUACCUGCAUUACCUUCGCCACCAGACCUAGAGCAACAGAGAGUGGAAAUGAUGUUAUUUCCGGGGCUCUGGUUUAGUCAUGGAGGCCAAGUGGUCUCUUUAGAUUUGGUAUCUCAGCCCAGUCAAGUGCUAACCAUGGCAAGAGUGCAGAUAUUACGACCCUACUGCAGUCCAACCCAUUACCUAGUGCCCCCAGGCUGUAGUUCUCUCCUAAACCCCUUUAGCUGCUGCUCAGAGGAGCCUAUGUGCAACACCACUGGUGUUUGUAUAAGUGGACUUUAUUGGUGCCACCUGCUGGAAAGUUGCCUGCCAGUUACCAGCCCAUGUAGCCCUUAUCACUCCUCUGCUGCAGGACUGGUUUUUCCUCUGCCUCCCCGCUACACUGCAGUGCCUCCCUUCUACCAUAUGAUGGCAGACGUGUCCCUGAAAAUCCUCCCAGCAUCUGAACCUGUCCACCUCAGAGUAACAUUUGAAGAAAAAGGCAUCUCUGUAUAUCCAGAUGAUAUUAUAGCAGUGCAGCACAGUAGAAAAGCAGGAGAAUUUCUUCACUGUGUGAGCAGCUUGAACUCUGCUUGGCGACAGAGCUACCUCUACUUGCCUGGACCUGAGUUAGGAGGCUGGGUAGAGGUUGGUGUGUCUGUCCCAACAGAUGGAGGCCAGUGGGUGGACAAUGUGGUGUGUGACCUGCAGCUGAUCUAUGAGGACUCUAUGCUUGUCUAUGGUGUUCCACCAGUUCUUAGCAGCACACAGAGUGACCUCAGGAUAGAAACUACAACACCAACAACCCAUUUGGUCAAACCACAAACCCCAGUCUCAGGACUUCAUGUUCUGUAUCCUGUGCUGGACAAAGAAAACCAAAUACAUUUGCCAGUCAAUGUCCGAACAAUAAUAAUCGUCAAGAUCCUUUCAGGACACAAUGCUACAAGUGCAUGGUCAGCCCCAGUGUUCAGAACAGGAAUCCCCUUCCAACUGUCUUGCCCUCCAGAUAUGUCUGAAAUUCAGGCAGUUUGUGAGAGGGACACCCCAGAUGUGUGGUUCUCAUAUAUUUACAUAAAGCUCUCUGCCCAAGGGGAACAAACUCUUAACAUCACUGCCUCAAACACACUCAACACCCAGAUGCUGAGUGUAAAACUACAAGCUCAUAUUCCAGUGACAGGACUGAACGUACAGCCACAGGGCUUCCAUAGGGUUCUGGUGGAUAUACCACAGGGGUUCACAGCAGCAGUGGCCACUGGCUCAUCUGUGAAGUAUACCUGGAUUACUGAUAAUCUUGUCCAGUUUGCCUACACAGGGCAAACUUAUAAUGUAGUAUUCAAGAAGCAAGGGGAGUAUAUGCUGAAGGUAAUGGCAGAAAAUCCCGUUAGCUCUCAGUUUCUAGAAGUCAAGCUCACAGCUGAUGUAAUGGCCCCAUUAGCUAACCUAACAGUACUCUCCAAGAAGGAGGCCAUCGCUAUGAGCACACCAAAUAUCUACACCCUCAGAGUUAAACUCGACAUCUCCAUAGGGGUCACAAUAAGAUGGGAUUUUGGAGAUAGUUCUACCUGUGUGAACCAUACAUUUUCUGCACCAUUAGAAAGGAGUAACACUUCUCUGGAUCAGACUGCAAUACAGAUCUAUCUGCAAGACUCUGUACUCCAUACCUACACUACACCAGGUGACUACACACUAAGGAUAGAAGCUGAAAAUAAAUAUGACCACAUCAAAAAAGUUGUACCCAUUAAAGUGCGGUCUCCACUGACAAGAGUGCUAAUCUCGUCAAUGCCUACUGUCCCUAACGUCAACCAAAGCAUUCUCUUUGAAGCCUCUUCAUUGCCAUCUUCAUAUGGAAUACUUUACUUGUGGAACUUUGGGGAUGGAUCCCAGGAGCUUAAAGGACCUUACAAAGUCAGCCAUGCUUUUAAGGCAGCUGGUGUAUACAAUGUUUCUGUCUGUUCCAACAACACUCUGUCACAGAUAAUUGCCUGGAUGUCUCUGGAAGUUGUUGAAACAAUCUCAGGUGUACAUCUCAGUUAUAAUGGGCCAAGUGAACUCAAUUCCGUCACGGAAAUCUAUGGAAGAGUUUCUACAGGAACCAGUCUCAGGUGGACCUUUGAGCUUGGAGAUGGGUCAGUGUUUAAAGACCUCUCAAAAAGCUCAAUCUCUCACAUCUACAAGUCUGUGGGAAACUACACCGCUCAAGUAACUGUUUCCAAUGCGGUGAGCAAAGUGAGACAGUCAAUCAAUGUAGAAAUCUAUCAGCUGGCCAUUAAUGGAAUCUGGCCAUCUGGCUGCAUAGUGAGUGGAGAGGAAGUAAUUCUUCAGGCAGUGGUCACUGGGAAUGUUUCUUCACUUACUUUCCACUGGAGUUUUGGGGAUGGAACACUCUUAUCUGUGAAGACAGGAACAUCCACAAUCGUUCACACUUUCUCAGACCCUAGGAAUUAUCUUAUUGAUUUGAAAGUCUAUAGCCAUGUAGGAUCUGUGCAUUAUCAGGCCACUGUGUGUGUUGAGGCCUUAAUUACAGAUUUGAAUCUUCACUCAGCCCUGAAUGCUGUAGCAGUGGAUGAAGAAAUAUGUUUUGAUGCUUUGGUACGUCCCAGUGGUGAAAUGUACCAAUUUCAGUGGUAUAACAGCUCGUCCAGUGACUCUCCAGUUAGUGGAAAAUCACAUCACUGCUUUUUUUUUGCUCUGGAAGGUAUGCAUGAAAUCAUGCUAAUCACACACAAUCAAGUCAGUCGCAAAAGAGCCAAAGCAACUAUUUUUGUUCAAAGGCCUGUAUUAAAGCUAUCAAUCAAACAUGAAGAUAACUCAGAUAUGCUUACUGUCAAUCAGUCUUAUUCCUUUUGGACUGAACCGUACCAGAAUAACGGAGUUGUCGAGUGGGACUUUGGUGACGGUUCUCAAAUGAAAGAAGGCCAAAAUCAAUCACAUACUUUCACUUCAGCGGGUAGGUUUCAUGUCACUGCUUCAGUUUUUAAUGCAGUCAGUCAACAGUUUGUGGAAGCUGAUGUGGAGGUACAAGUUCCUAUAUCAAAUAUAGUAAUCCAUACUAAUCAGCCAUAUGCAGAAGUAGGCCAAGAAACAGUGUUCACUGCCCUAUGCAAUGUUGUGGACAAUGUAAAAUAUUUUUGGAGAGUGGAUCCUCUCUUUCCAUCAAAACUUGGAACAUCAGAGUACAGAUAUGUGUUUCCCAGAGCAGGGAUCUUUGAGGUUAAAGUUGUGGCACAGAACCUUGUCAGUAAAAUGGAAACCUCAGCUUCAAUUGAGAUUGUCGAGAGAAUACAAGGGGUUCAGAUUACAAACCAGAUUCUUAAAUCUAUGAGAUAUAUCCCCACAAAGGAGACCAUCACUUUGACAGCCUUUGUAAAGAAUGGUUCUAACUUGACAUAUAAUUGGCUGAUUCAUCAGGAUGGAUUUAAUAGAACAGUUGGUGAUGGAGAACACUUUAAGCUAUUUACCAACAACUCUGGUAAUGUAUCUGUCAAGCUGACAGUUGCCAAUGUCCUUGGCAGAGAGCAUAAGGAUGUUACACUGAGAGCAGUGGAGUGUGUUUCAGGUGUAAAUAUUUCAACACCUGCUUAUGUAAUAGCCAAAGGAAAACCUGUGAAGAUAACUGUAAGUGUAAAGACUGGGACAGACCUUCAGUAUAUCUGGUUUCUUGACUCUGACUACUCUCCUGUAACCACAGAUGUACCUUUUGUCCUUCAUGUAUUUAAAGCCAUAGGCAUUUUUAAGCUGAGAGUGUCAGUGGCAAAUGUUCUUGGCUCAGUUGAUUCCACUAAACAGCUCACAGUUCAGGAGGAUAUUUCAGAAAUUGACUUUAAGGUAGAUGGGAAAUCACACCCGUUCUUUGUCACAUCAAACAGCCUCUUGCAGCUGCAUGGAUCUGUCAGAAAAGGGAAUGAUCUACAAUGGGUCUGGACCGUGGCAUUGCAGGGAAGAAAUGUGAUCAGUUUAGGUAACAAUCAAACAGUUAGCUACUCCUUUAUGGAUGUAGGAGGUCAUCGUGUAACACUUAAUGCGUCAAAUGACAUUAGUUGUCAAAGUGUCUCGCACAUAGUAACAGUGGAGGAUACUAUCCAAGGUCUAAAUCUAAGAGUAAGUGAAAUGGUCAUUUGUGAGAAUGAUGCAGUAACUUUCACACCAGCCAUCUCUCAAGGAAGUGGUGUUUCGUUCCUCCUUGAAUUUGCAGGAGGGAAUUCUUCUUUAAGGGUUCUGGAAAACUUUACCAUCUCAUCUCUUCCUAUUGGAAACCACACAGUCAAAGCAAUUGCAGAGAAUCAUGUCAGUACUUUGUCAGCAACUGUGGCUGUACAAGUGGUAGAAAGAGUUAGGGGUCUUCAUUUCUGCUGCACAACUGUCUUGGAAGCAUUAAUACCUUCCAGUUUUAAAGCAUCAGUCAUCACUGGAUCACAGGUGACUUACCAGUGGAGCUUCCAGCUAAAUGGUUUCAAUACAUCACAAGAAACUGGACAAAAUGUUUUGUAUACACCAUUUAUCAAUGGUUCCCUGUCUGUGACAGUAAAGGCUAGUAAUGCCGCCUUCUGUUCGCAGUCUGUAACAGAGACGGUAGUUGUUCAGUGGCCAGUGAAAAAAGUGACGCUUCUAAAUUCCCCAGAUGGACCCUUCAUAGAUCAUCCUGUCACAUUUUUUGCCCUUGCUGACAGUGGCAGUGACCUUAUGUUCCAGUGGGACUUUGGUGACUCUGAUGAUGUGGUCAAAAUUACAAAAUCGAACACGGUAGACCACAAAUACAAGGUUAAAGGCAGAUUUGUGGUCCACGUAACUGUUUUCAAUAAUGUCAGCCAGGUCUCUGCACAGCUGGCAGUUGUGGUUAGUAAGCUGGAAUGCACACAGCCUCGAGUCUCCCUGAUCCAAGACCAGCCAAAAAUCCUAAAGGCCACACCAAACUACUUUGAAGCAAGUGUGGAACUCAGUGGAUGUGUUUCUUACAAGACCAUCUAUCUCUGGGAAAUCUACCAUGAUCCAAAUUGUACUGAGAAGAAAGUGUCAUUAGACAGUUCAGUAGAUGUUGCAACACCACUCCUGUAUCUUCCAAAGCAAAUCCUUGAAGUGGGGGAUUACUGUCUGAAGUUUUCUGCUAGGUUUCAAAGGACACCCCUGCACCAUCAGCAAACCACCAAGAUUUCUGUAGUGUACAGUCCACUGGUCCCCAUAAUAAAAGGCGGCUCUCAUCGGAUGUGGUCAAGCCAGAAUGAUCUUAUACUGGAUGGAACUGAGUCUUAUGAUCCAGAUUCUGCAGCCCAUGAUGACCUCUUACAGCUUCAGUGGGAUUUUAAAGUGCUGCAGGACUCUACCACAUCUCAUUCUUCAAGAUCCUUCUUCCCUGAUCAAAUUAUUCAGCACAACAGCAGCUCCCUCAUUCUGCCCCGUCACAUUCUAGAACCAGGCAGCGUGUACCAAUUCACACUAACAGUUAAAAAAGAUGGACGGCCAUCUGUCUCUACUAAGCAGUAUGUGAAAAUGUAUGAAGAAGAAAUUAUUCCUGUGGCUGUGAAGUGUGUGUCCUGUAGUCUGCACUUCUCUUCUUAUGUCAGUCACAGCCAUCCAAUUGCUUUGGCUGGUCAUUGUGCUUUGUGCAAUGGCACAGUUAAGUUUAAGUGGACUGCAGAGAAUUCAUUAGGAGAUGUUUUACACCUGAAUGAAGUUACAACCACAACUGGAGACAGAGCUCCUAUCCUCGUCAUCAGGCCUGAUGUACUGAUGGCAGGAUCUGAAUACAUCUUCACUCUCAAUAUUUCCCAGUCAAUUACUGGUCUAUGGGGAUCAGCCAGCAUUGCUUUAAAACUCAACCACCCACCUCAGGGAGGCAGCUGCACACUCUCACCAGACCAUUCUGUUCAGCUCCUGCAAGACAUGGUCUCAUUCAGCUGCUCAGGUUGGCUGGAUGAAGACAGAGAAUGUGCUCAGAUGAUAUACUCUCUUCAGGUGGCACAGUGUGAAGACCCUGGACCACAAUGUCCUUUGAUAACUCUAUACAGAGGCACCCAGCACACAUUUAGGACCCUGGUACCGCUCGGCGGUGCAAGAAUGAGGGACAAUGCUUCCAUCAUUACCAUAAUAGUGCAGGUUGAAGAUGAUAUGGGAGCUAAAGUCACAGCUCUCAGAAGGAAUCUUGAGGUGGUGUUGCCAGUGAAUGACCAAGGCACAACAGAAUGGCUGAAGAAAAAGAGUCAAUCAGAACUGCUGGCCUUACUACAGCAAGGCAACCCUCAGGAUGUUAUACAGUACUCCACUGCCUUAAUCAGCCAGCUCAAUCAGUUGGAGGCUAUGAGUGGGCUGGAUUUUGAGGACAGAAUGCAGAUGCGAGGCAAUGUGACCCAGGCCCUGGCUUCUCUCUCAGUGUCCUCGCUCCAGGACGCAACACAAAUCAGCUCCGCUUUGGCUCAUUCCACUGCUGUUCCUUCUGAGCUUCAGUGUGGAGACUGCCACAGCAGAGUAGUGGAAACCACACAGAAGAUGAUAAAAGUCAUCAGAGAGCAAACUAAACAAGGAGAUGUCACCCCUAUAGACACUGGAAGGAAUAUUCUGAGUGUUCUGAGUAACUCCAUGACUGCUGCUCAAAAAUCAAAGGACAUUUUAGGUGCUAACUACCACUACAAGCAUCAAGACACUUCAGAAACUGCAGUGUCAGCCUUGCAGCAGGUAGGAGAGCUCAUGCGCUCUUUGAUGUGGUCACGGAUGCCUGGUGAAGAAGCUCUAUCCCUGAAAGCUCCUCAGAUCAGUGCAGUAGGUAUACGGGGUGACCCUGCCUCAAAUUUAUUGUGCACUGAGGAAUCCAGUCACUGUCAGUUCUACAUCCCUCCAGCUCUGAGCUCAAAGCUGAGCAAGGAGCGAAAGGAGGUCCUUCAGGUUCUUCUGGUUAUGAAGACUGAGAGGCACCCAUUUGUCGCAGCUGCAGAUCCACCAAUCUCUACUACACUUGCUGCUAUGGAGUUUGGUACACCACAGGGUCAGCCGAUCACCAUCGCUAACCUUACAUCAGACAGCGCCAUACAUGUUACUCUACACAAACAGGACAUGGACAUGUCACCAAGGGUCAAUGUCACUUUGCCAUCUGAAGGAAGUGUGAACUUCAUAGUGAAGGCAGUUGAGAUGUAUCCUAAUGCUGGACUUUUCAUCACCUUUAAUUUCAGUUUAUUUCAAGCAGGAAGUGAUCAGAUAAACUCUGGUCGAGUUAACGUCAGUGUGUCCUACCAACAAGGACUUCCACUGUCCCAGCACAGCCUCAAUCUCUCGCUCUCUACUGAUGUUCCCUCAGUGGAGGAUACCAUUUUCCUUACACCGCUAUUGAACGGCUCUUCUAGGGAGCUAUAUGUUACCCUGAAUAGCAGCUUGAGCGGUGCAGAGGUGUGUGUCUCAGUGUGUGUGUUCAGCUCGCUCUGUCAGUUCUUCAAUGUGGAACAGAGGCGCUGGAGCACGGAUGGUCUGAAUGUGCUCAGUAGCAGCAGCCCCAACACUGCUGACUGCGUCACUCAGCACCUCACCCUUUUUGGAGCCAGCCUGUUCAUUCACCCUGAUGCUAUUGUGCUUCUGCCCCCAUCAGAUGGGCCGGUGAGGAAUGUGGUAGUGGGGAUAGUAUGUGGAGUUCUGCUCCUCAUUCAUCUGCUGGUUGGACUCAUUGCCCACAAGCUGGACCAUCUGGAGAAUCUGCGCCUGAGCUGCAUCCCACUGUGUGGCCAGGCAGGUCGCUAUCAUUACCGUGUCUUGAUCAAAACAGGUUGGCAGAGAGGGGCUGGUACCUCCGCUCAUGUAGGCAUUAGAUUGUAUGGUUUAAACAAAAGUGGUUCGCGUCACCUGCAGAAAGAAGGCGCUUUUCAGAGAAAUGGUCUGGAUGACUUUCAGGUAGAAACAGAUGCCAACCUGGGAGAAAUCUGGAAAAUAUGCAUCUGGCAUGACAACACAGGUCUGGAUCCCUCAUGGUAUCUUCAGCAUGUGGUAGUGUGGGACAUGCAGAUGGAUAAUAUGUUCUUCUUUGUGGUGGAUGACUGGCUGUCUGUGGAAAAUGAAAGGAAUUCUGGGAUGGUUCAGAAAGUGGUGCUGGCUACUUGCCCACAGGAGCUGCAGCAGUUUGGCAGGAUGCUGCGUGCUCAGCUGCUGUUUGGGCUGCGAGAGCACCACCUCUGGCUGUCUUUAUGGGAGCGUCCAGCUCACAGCAGCUUCAGCCGAGCACAGCGAGUGACCAGCUGUGCUCUGCUUCUGCACCUGUAUCUGGCUGCGGGGGCAGUGUGGUAUGGAGCAGUGAGCACAAAGAGCGGCAGUCGUCCAGUUGCUGACCAGAUGUCAAUGAAUCCAGAGACCAUACUGGUUGGAAUGACAGUGGCAGUUGUGAUCUUUCCUCUCCAGUCCCUCCUCACCUCCCUGUUCUCCCUGACAAAGAGCAAGGUGGUACUGGAGCUGUCACUUCCUCCUUCUCCUGUGUCAGACACUGUGGAGAUGGAUGUAUAUCUCAGCCACCCAGACUUUUCCUACUCCUCUUUUCUGUCCAUGCCUAGAGGCCCUGAAUCCUCCACAUACGAGAGACCUUCUCCUUUUACUGAGUCCAUGGGUAGCCUGAAACUGCAGUCUGAGUUUUUGGGACCGUCAAACAUGGGGAAUGGCAGCAGUGUGGAUCAGUGGACAUCGAAUGACAGUAUUUUUGGCCUCCCUGAGCUGAUGGGGCCCACACGACUCUUAAAGAGAAAAAGAGCACUUUUACAACUACGACUGGUCACUCCAACCUCUGACAUUACAAACCUUAAACCAAGUAGUUCUCCACAUCUGAGUAGAUGUGAGCCGCCCACACUUUCAGAAGGAGAGAUGAGGUCUGCUUCUGCAGAUCCUUUCCUACCCAGCAAUGCUUCCUCUGGGCCAACUACAUCUGACAGUGGCCGCUAUUCACCCAAUGAGACCUCUGUAUCAGACUUUCAGGACAGAUCCUGUAGUGAAUGGUCAGAGCUGAGCGAGCCUAAGCCUAUGUAUGAGGGUGGGCUUUAUAAAUCCCCCUCCUCUGUGUCAGUGUGUAGUGUGGCCAGUACCUUCCUGCCCAGUCUCCCACCAGACUCCUGCAGCAUUGUGUCCAACACACGCAUAGGUGUAGCUCGAAGUGAGCCGGGUAUGAUGCUGCCCUCCUGGGUGUUGGCUGUGGUGUAUCUGCUGGUGGCUGUGCUUCUGGGAACCUGCCUGUCCAUAGUGGGCUUAUAUGGUAGUAAAUUCUCCAGCUCUGUGGUCCUCAUGUGGCUCACAUCAGUACUCUCUGCCUUCUUCACUUCUGCUCUGCUCCUGGAACCUCUCAAAAUAUGUGUUCGGGCCUUGUACCUCGCUGCUGUGGUGAAGCCAGUAGAUCCAGAAGUGGAGGAUAGACUGGCUCAGGAGACAGCAGUGAGGAGGAUGGUGGAGAAGCAGGGGACUAAAGUGCGUCCUCCAUGUGGAUACGGCUUGUUGCAGGCAAAAGAAGAAGCACGAAAAGUCAGAAUGGUUCAAGCUUUAAUGAGGAACUGCCUGGUCUACAUGAUGUUCCUGUUGGUGGUUCUCAUGGUGAACUAUCAGGACAACAUCCAGGAGAUGAACAGCAGACUGCUUCAUUCCUCACUGAAACGCUCCAUCAUCUCAGCUUCAUCAGGGCAGCCUAACCUUACAGCCCUAUCAGGAUGGAAGGAGGCCUGGCAGUGGAUGAAUCAAAGCUUAAUGACACACCUCCAUCAAAGCGUGUCCUUUUCUCUGAUUGGCUCAUCACGACUAAAGAGAGUGCAAUCAAAAAACUUUUGUGGGGGAAAUACUGAAGAUAUUCUUAAACAUGAACAGUCAUUGGAGAUGUUUACUACUUCUGUUUUGUCACAUUCAAAUUCUCCACAACCAAGAAGAAAAACCCAGAGCAACAACACCUCCCUCCUGAACUGGUCAUGGAGCAAAGCUCAGUCAUGCAUGUUCAGUCAGACAGAAGAGAUAUUGCUGGGCAACAGCAGUGUGUCCACCAGUCACAUCAUGUCAGGUCUGCAAACUGCCCACUGGAUCACAGCAGAGACCCAGGCCGUGUUAGUUGAGUUCACUCAGUACCACAGAGAGACUGGGCUGUUUCUGCCUGUCUCCAUCCUAUUGGAGAACACACAGGCUCACAGGAUUCUCUCCACCAUCUCCAUUCAGUCCUUCCACAUCCCAGGAUCUCAUUCUGGACUGGACUUCACCAUUGCUUUAACAGCCCUGCUGCUGCUCUUCUCUGUGUGCAUUCUGAGUACUGAGUUAUGGGCCAUGCUGAGGGAAGGUGUUCAGUACCUGAGGCAAGGCAGGCAUCUCCUGCAGCUCCUGCUGGCUCUGCUGUCAUUAGCAACGGCCUCGCUGCGCCUUUGUUUUUUGUCCAAGGCAAACUCCUGCCUCUCCAGCCACCUCUCCCAGCCCGACGCUUUCACUGACUUCCACGGUGCGGCCCUUCUGGCCAAGAGGUCCUCCCAGCUCUCAGCAGUCUUGCUGACAUUACUGGUUCUACAGAUGGUGGGUGCUCUGCGGUUCGUGAGGAGGUGGGUGGUGUUCGGCGCAGUACUGCAGCAGGCCUGCUCUGAGAUGUGUGGAGUGUUCCUCCUGUUUAUUCUUCUACUGCUUCUCUUCUCCCACACAGGCUGCGUGCUCUUUUCAGGCUCAGUUGAGGGCUUUAGAACCAUUUGGCAAACAAACCAGUCUCUGCUGGGCUUACUGAGAGGUCGAAGGGUGCUGCAUGAACUGUGUGAGCGGCAUCCUGUGCUUGGGCCCCUUUACUGCCUCUCUACGUUUGGGGUGGGAUUCUGGCUGCUCGGUCGCCUUUGUGGAGCCGUGUUAGUGCACACCUACAGGACAUUCCAGGCAGAAAUGUACCGACCAUCCAUGGAGCCACAGGACUAUGAGAUGGUGGAGUUUCUCAUCAAGAGACUUAAGCUGUGGAUGGGGCUUAGCAAGGCAAAGGAGUUCAGACACCGCGUGAAGUUUGAGGGGAUGGAGUCUCCACCCUCCAGAUCUUCCCGGUGCUCACAGUUCUCCAGCUUGUCAGUGGCCAACAGUCCUAUCAGUCCCAGCAUUCCCAGCAGUCCAGCAGGGCUACGCCUGAUCUCCUCUGCUUCCUCUCUAGCGUCCGAAUGUUCCACCCUCUCUGACAGCCCUGACCUCCAGCAGUAUGUUGACCGCCUGCUGCCCUCUGUGGACAGUCUCCUUGCUGGCUUUGAUCGUGUCAACCAGCUAACUGAUGAUGUCUUGAACAUUGAGCUACAGCUUCAAAAAGCCAGUUGUAGAAUAGCUGAGAAAAGAAAAAAGCAUAAGGAUCCACAACCACAGCCUCAAAACCUGAAAUCAGAAGUGUCUCAACUUGACGAGUCUCCUCAGCACAUGGAAUUGAAACCUCCUCUAUCUUCUCAGCAGGGUAUACAUCGAAUAAUCCCUCGUCGCCGUGGUACCCACUCCGAGUCAUCUAUUAUGGGGCCCAGCACUCAUGUCAAUGCUCAUCCUGGAAAUCAGUCCUGGCAGCAAGGUCAGACUGUGGCAGAACUGGACAUCAGGAACCUCCCCAGACUCCGAGCCUGGAACUCAGGCUCCUGUCACUCUGCAGAUGUUAUCCAGAGGUCUCCCAAGACUCAGAACCCUGCAGCUAUUCUAGUGAGACCUCGGAGUGAGGAGGGCGAUAGGAGUGAAAGGAGUAAAGGCGUGCCAAUUAAGAGAAGAGCCUGGCACCCUGAAGACUCUCUCUGAGAUGUAGAAGGACUAAGACUGCACUGUGUACUAAUAUGCAUAUCUAUCUAUCUAUCUAUCUAUCUAUCUAUCUAUCUAUCUAUCUAUCUAUCUAUCUAUAU
Molecule: messenger RNA, 12293 nt
Organism: Pygocentrus nattereri (red-bellied piranha)
Lineage: Eukaryota; Metazoa; Chordata; Actinopteri; Characiformes; Serrasalmidae
Gene: pkd1b
Product: polycystic kidney disease 1b
Exons: 42
Coding region: 1-12192 (4063 amino acids)
Biological process (GO): kidney development
Cellular component (GO): membrane
Molecular function (GO): protein binding
Source: RefSeq, a predicted model, not a curated record